Molecule: messenger RNA, 3096 nt
Organism: Durusdinium trenchii
Lineage: Eukaryota; Dinophyceae; Suessiales; Symbiodiniaceae
Source: the annotation of a GenBank genome assembly
AUGUUCCUCAUCCGUGGUGUGGAAGCUGCUGACUUUCGUCAGCGUAACAUCUUCCCGCUGCCCGAGAUUGACUCUGAUGGUGCGGGCCCCGGUGGUUGCGACUGGAGCCUUUUUGCCAACCAGGGUAUUAAGACCCUCAAUGAACUUGCUGGGUGUGUGAAUUCAGAUUUUCAUGGUAAGAGGAAACCUACACGUGUGCAACGCCGUGUUCUUUCUCACAUCACAGAGUGCUACAGGGAUGCUUAUCAUCAUGUUGACCCUCAUGAGAUGGUUGGUUCCCUGUCUAGCCUGUGUUCAUCAUCCAAGACCUAUGAUAGUGGUCGCAGUGAUGUGGAGCCCUACGUCAAGGAGAAUAUCUCCUGGCCUGAGGUGAGCAAUUGCCCAGUUGCCCUGGACACCUGCCUACCUCCGGCUGACCGUGAAUGGCUGGGUGCUUGGCGCAAGCAUAUGCUGCAUGAUGGUUCUAGCAGUCAGGUUGAGGACACGCCGGUUAAACCGUAUGUUGAUCCCAUUCUGAAACAUAAUGUUACCGCAUAUGCCGAAUUUUUGGAAGAACUCAAGAGCAGAAACAUGAUCAAGUUCAAAAUUGCCAAUGGUGAGAAGGGGGCCCUUGGAGUCUUCUUUGUCAAGAAAAAGUCUGGACAGCUUCGCCUCAUUUUCGACACACGUCGAUUGAACCAGAGCUUCAAGAAACCACCAUCCACUGACCUCCCCUCCGCAGAUGCAUUCACUCGUACUGAAUUUCUUGAAGGUGAGCCCUUUUACAUCGGUUCAGGUGACCUCACUAACGCUUUUUACACCCUGGCCGUCCCGGAUGGCAUUGCUGAGAUGUUCACCAUGCCCGGCAUUGAGGCUGGUAAGGUUGGCGUCUCCGACAUUGCUGGGACACCUACUGAGGCUGAAACCAUUGUGUUGCCGUAUGUCACCGUGUUGCCGGUGGGGUGGAGUUGGGCUCUUCACCUUUGUCAGUCCGUACUUGAGUAUGCCAUCACUUGUUCUGGUUUCACACCAAAGCAAUUCAUCGGGGACAAGCGGGAUGCAGUUGUGAUGAAUGACAAGGGGUCAACCGCAGUCGCUGCGUACGUCGACAACUUCGGUGUUCUUGGUGCCGAUCGCCAGGUCGUUGAUGAGGGACUUCAGAAGAUCAUCGCCACCCUGAGAGGGUGGGGGCUAUUAGUUCAUGAAAUUGAGCCUGCUAGCCAGCGUGCAGACUUCGUUGGCCUUUCCUUUGAUGGUGUCAGGGGAACUGUAUCGAUCAAGAAGACUCGUAUCAAUCGUAUCAAGUUUGCCAUUGACGAGCUGUUGGAAAGGCAAGUUGUGAGCCGUCAGUUGCAGAAGCCGGUCGAUCGUCAUGUCUCGCGACACCUGCUGCGGCAAGCGAAGACAAAGCUCAGAGGAUCCAUUCCAGAGGGCCUGACCUACCUAGAGGCCCGAAGUGUCCGGGAACCUACACGCCUGGACUACAUGCGACGGAUCAAGGACUUCAACCACUGGUUGGGCCCCCAUGUGGUAGACUUCACAAACCCCCUGGACGUAGACAACAUUCUGGUGGAGUACCUGCAGGACCUGUUCGACUCCGGUUUCAAAGUGGACUCAGGGAUUCGGAUUCAUGCUGCCAUCAGGUUUUGUCAUCCACAGUUGGGGAAGAGCGCAAGUGGAAGUCUGCCCCGGUGUUUACGGGCCCUCCGGGGUUGGAAGAAUGCAGAUCCACCAUUACAGAGGAUGCCACUGCCAAUAGAGGGAUUUGGAGCCAUACUGGGGUACUGCAUAGCGACAAACUUCUUGGAGAUGGCGGUUCACCUGUUUGUUCAGUGGAUGACCUACAUGAGACCUGGCGAGGCAAGCAGCCUCACAACCAACCAGCUUAUCCCCCCUAUGAGCAGAUCUUUGAGCAGCAUGCAGUUUUUUGCCGUGCUGCUCCAUCCAGCAGAGGGACGGGUACCUGGGAAGACGGGUCAUUUCGACCAGGGAAUUCUACUGGACAGCGACUUGUGGAUCAAUCCCAUCCUCAUGAAACUUAUUCACAUGAAGAAGCCAAGCACACCACUGUGGAACCACACACACAUGGAAAUUCUCAAUGUGUUUCAGAAGGCUGUCAAGUACCUUCAGUUGGAACCACUGGGAGUAAGCAUGUACACCCUUCGCCACGGAGGUGCAUCCUACGACAUCAUCAGCCAACGGAGGACCAUGGACGAGGUCAAGCAGCGGGGAAGAUGGUCAGCCGAUUCGAAUUCGAAUCCGCGCACCCCGAACUACAAGGAGUUCCGGAAGUUCAACUGUCGAGAAGCAAGGAAGGGCGGCGAGCCCCCGGCCAAAGCCUUCUUGCGCUUCCUUGGGUUGAUGCUGUUAUUGAAGGCCUUGACCCUCUUCAAGUGUCCGAUGGAUCUCACGCCACAGGGCAUCAAACUCCUUCAGACGCUCUUGGUGAUCGACGUGAGGGUCACCAUAUGGAAGUUGCCCUUUGUGCUGCCCUGCAUCAACGUCGGCUCCAACAUGCACCACGUGUCGCUGUACAAGUGCACCAGUCGUGAUGAGGCAGAAGCACUUCAGAAGCGCAUUGAGACGAGUGUAUUCGCACCCGCAGACACAGUGGGUCAAGUGAUCAGUGCCUUCUACGACAACCGCCCUAUUACCUUGUGUACAGAUCAGCGGCAGAUUCAAGUCUCAGGCACUUCGCAAGAGGCCUUCGAAGUCCGGCUCAGCAAAAAGGGCUGGCCCGGGCCUCGUUUCAACGGUGUUCCUGCUGCACUUGACCUGGCCAUCACGGCCCCACAGCGGCAAGACAUCGUAGCGCUGGCUGGAGCAACAUCCUUGGCAGCGGCGACCAGCUAUGCUGCCACGAAGGCAUCCCACCUGAACACAGCCACUCUUUGCGCACAGCAAGGGGUCCACUUCAUGCUGGUUGUGGCCGAGUCAACGGGCGCCUGGGAGCCCGAAGCCAGCAAACUGCUCCUGCAACUUUCCCGGAGCACGGCAGCUCGAACUGGGGAGGAUGCUGCUGCCCUCAAGCUGCAAGAACUGUCCGUUGUCAUCCGUAGCCACAGGGCGCGAGCAGUUCUCAGCCGGAGAGCAGGGCUUGCCGACUCUUCCAGUUGA